This is a messenger RNA of Eruca vesicaria subsp. sativa (arugula), 993 nucleotides long. Lineage: Eukaryota; Viridiplantae; Streptophyta; Magnoliopsida; Brassicales; Brassicaceae. The record is from the annotation of a GenBank genome assembly.
AUGGAGGCAACUAGUGAUACUUGGGGAGAAAUUGAACGUUCUGAGAGCUACCUAGUCUGCUCUAUGUAUGGAGAAGCAGAGUCAUUAUCUUCCUCCAUACUGAAGAGAAUCUUUGGUAAAGUUGAUGGUUUAUCAGAGGAAGCUCAUGGUGAUUAUCAGUUUCAUGACAUGUUGGAAUCUGCUGGGAUGGUUCUAGUCCAAUCCUUGCAUGGUCUCGGCAGGGCUGGUGAGAUUGUAAAUGAGCUAAGACAAGUGUUUGGUGAGGUUGUGGCUAUUCCUGUUCAAGUUCUUCUCACUGGAAUAUGUCUUCAAAUAUCAAACGGUUCCUACUCGGGUGUACGUGAGAUUCUGGAAGAGUUCUUUAGCAUAUGGGUUUACAAGGACAACCACUAUGUCCUGAGUGAUUCUGGAUUAAGUGAAAAAGUGUUCCAUGGGAAAAAAUCGUUGGACAUUGAUGAGUACAUGGAAGUUGUAGAGCUGUAUACCUUUGGGGUUCUUGGAAAAGAUACAAACAACGUUGGACUAGCCAUUUCAUGGGUUGAGGAAGCUGCAUUGCCUGAGGAAAGACGACAGGGACUUUUGAGAAGAUUGCAUUCUCUCCAAUCAGCAAACGUUCGAGAGUCUACUUCUGUAGAGGAAAAUUCUUCUUACGAUGUAGUUAUUAAUAGCAAGAAGUCUUUGGCUAAUGAAAAGAACGUUGAGAGUGAUUAUAUCCUGAAACUCUCUAAACAACAUGAACCUUGGUCAUCCCGUCCUCUAAGCCUAAAGUUCGGUAAUACCCGGUUUAGCAUGUCUAGGGGAAAAGUUGCCAUAAGCCUUGUUGGAUUAAUCAUAUGCUAUGCUUUGAAGAGGAAACGAGCUGCUUUAACACGGAUCAUUCGCAGACAAAUGGAGUCCACGAGAAAAGCAAUUGUAGAUUUCUGGAAGCUUGCGUUUUCAUACCAAGUGAAUCCUCUCGCAGCUAUUCAAUCCAUACCAACCACCGCAACUUGA